UAAGUGCAGAUUCAGACCGGUUUCUCGCCGAUACCGAAGAGGAGGACGCUGGGGGUGGUGGACCCCUGAUAUCUGUUUGAUAAAGAGGAACACCGGAUUGUCACUUUAGUCUACAGGGACGAAGAAUUUUACUCGCUAACUGGCAGAAACUCCAGCUGACGGACGAGGUGACGUUUAGAACAAUUUGGAGCUGUCAUAAACAGUGAAGCAGGUCGGAGGAAAAAGACUUCAGCCGAGGGGAACCCACAGCGGCCCCGUUCCACCUCAGAGACCGAAGCCGGGGAGCAGGGAGUCGUGAAGCCCGGGAACAGAGAGUCUGUCAGCGGAUAUAAAGUCACGUUUUGGCUAGUGCAGAGAGAAGUAACAACUGUGAGCCGGGUCGUCCGGACUGAGACCUCAUGAAUGGAAAUCGGAACAACAGGAGCCGCUGGAGCCCAAGCCCUUUUUUCAUUGCCUCGUCGACCGGGCUAUGGCACCAUUGGGAAACCCAUCAAACUUUUGGCCAACUGCUUCCAGGUGGAAAUACCCAAGAUCGACGUCUAUCUCUAUGAGGUGGACAUCAAGCCUGACAAAUGUCCUCGCAGGGUCAACAGGGAGGUGGUGGACUCUAUGGUCCAGCAUUUCAAGGUGACCAUCUUUGGUGACUGCCUGCCAGUUUACGAUGGGAAAAGAAGCCUUUACACUGCUAACCCACUGCCUGUCGCCACUGGUGGGGUGGAUCUGGAUGUCACCCUGCCAGGUGAUGGCGGAAAGGAUCGCCCAUUUAAAGUGACCAUUAAGUUUGUUUCGUUGGUCAGCUGGCACAUGCUGCAUGAAGUCUUAACAGGACGCGCCAUGGCCGAGCCAGUGGACCUGGACAAACCGAUCAGCACUAACCCUGUUCAUGCAGUGGAUGUAGUUCUUCGACACCUGCCCUCCAUGAAGUACACGCCUGUUGGAAGAUCCUUCUUCUCCUCUCCAGAGGGCUACGACCACCCUCUCGGUGGAGGGAGAGAGGUUUGGUUUGGUUUCCAUCAGUCAGUGCGGCCCGCAAUGUGGAAAAUGAUGCUAAACAUUGAUGUUUCAGCCACAGCUUUUUACAAAGCCCAGCCAGUCAUCCAGUUCAUGUGUGAGGUCCUGGACAUUCACAACAUUGACGAGCAGCCCCGGCCUCUUACUGACUCCCACAGGGUCAAGUUCACCAAAGAGAUCAAAGGUCUGAAAGUAGAAGUGACACACUGUGGAACCAUGCGUAGGAAGUACAGAGUCUGCAAUGUAACACGACGCCCUGCCAGCCUCCAGACAUUUCCCCUGCAGCUUGAGAAUGGUCAGACAGUUGAACGCACAGUGGCACAGUACUUCAGGGAGAAGUACAACCUGCAGCUAAAGUAUCCCCACCUGCCAUGUUUGCAGGUGGGCCAGGAACAGAAACACACCUACCUGCCACUGGAGGUGUGCAAUAUUGUUGCUGGCCAGCGCUGCAUCAAAAAGCUAACAGAUAACCAGACGUCGACCAUGAUCAAAGCUACUGCUCGCUCUGCACCGGACAGACAAGAGGAGAUCAGCAGGCUGGUGAGGAGUGCAAACUAUGAGUCAGACCCGUUUGUCCAGGAGUUUCAGUUCAGAGUUCGAGAUGAGAUGGCUCAGGUGACGGGCCGAGUCCUGCCCGCCCCCAUGCUGCAAUAUGGCGGCAGGGUGAGCUCUGAACCAUUUAUGCCCCAGCAGAUCAACCCUGCACUGUCGUUGCAGAACCGCACGGUGGCCACACCCAGCCACGGGGUGUGGGACAUGAGGGGAAAGCAGUUUCACACUGGAGUGGAGAUCAAGAUGUGGGCCAUUGCCUGCUUUGCCACACAGAGGCAGUGCAGAGAAGAGAUCCUAAAGAGCUUCACUGACCAGCUGCGUAAAAUCUCAAAGGAUGCUGGGAUGCCAAUCCAAGGCCAGCCAUGUUUUUGUAAAUAUGCACAAGGAGCAGACAGCGUGGAGCCAAUGUUCAGACACCUGAAGAACACGUAUGGGGGCCUGCAGCUCAUCAUCGUGAUCCUACCUGGAAAAACACCUGUCUAUGCUGAGGUGAAGCGGGUGGGUGACACCCUCCUUGGCAUGGCCACUCAGUGUGUGCAGGUGAAGAAUGUAGUGAAGACGUCGCCACAGACCCUUUCAAACCUGUGCCUCAAGAUCAACGUCAAACUGGGAGGAAUCAACAACAUCCUGGUUCCACACCAACGACCCUCAGUGUUCCAGCAGCCGGUCAUCUUCCUUGGGGCAGAUGUCACUCAUCCUCCUGCAGGGGAUGGGAAAAAGCCAUCUAUUGCAGCGGUGGUGGGCAGCAUGGAUGCCCACCCUAGCAGGUACUGUGCAACAGUGCGGGUCCAGAGGCCCAGACAGGAGGUGAUCCAGGACUUGGCCUCAAUGGUGCGGGAGCUCUUGAUCCAGUUCUACAAAUCAACGCGCUACAAGCCGACCAGGAUCAUUUUCUACAGAGAUGGAGUGUCAGAGGGACAGUUCCGACAGGUGCUGUAUUAUGAGCUGCUGGCUAUCAGGGAGGCUUGCAUCAGUCUAGAGAAGGACUACCAGCCAGGGAUUACCUAUAUCGUUGUGCAGAAACGUCAUCACACAAGACUCUUUUGUGCAGAUCGCAACGAGCGGGUUGGACGAAGUGGAAACAUUCCUGCUGGCACCACAGUGGACACGGACAUCACCCAUCCCUACGAGUUCGACUUUUACCUCUGCAGUCACGCUGGAAUCCAGGGUACGAGCCGGCCCUCCCACUACCACGUUCUUUGGGAUGACAACUGUUUCACCGGCGAUGAGUUCCAGCUCCUCACCUACCAGCUGUGCCACACCUACGUCCGCUGCACACGCUCCGUCUCCAUCCCUGCACCGGCCUACUAUGCCCACCUGGUGGCCUUCCGUGCUCGCUACCACCUGGUCGACAAAGAGCAUGACAGUGCGGAGGGCAGCCAUGUCUCGGGGCAGAGUAACGGCCGGGACCCUCAGGCACUGGCCAAGGCUGUCCAGGUCCACCACGACACACUGAGGACCAUGUACUUUGCCUAAACCCCAACAUCCCUCCAUCUACACAGACAGUCUGACUUCCAUCAGCCACACAUGGAGCGUCUCAUCCGGUCAGAUGCAACCUCGCAUGCUGGAUUUGGAUGACGACUGUUUGGCUGUGGGCUGCGUGAGGAUGUGAUAAGCCAGAGAGGAGCAACAGCCACAUUAUGCAAUAAGAAACCAGCCAAUCAUUUCUGCUCUGUCACCUUCAUCUUCCUCUGCUGUAUUCAAACUGAGUGGAUUUUUUUGUCUUUUUAAGCUCACACAUCACAUCGACAGCUUCCAGUUUCAACAGCAGCUCUUAAGUUUUAUUUUGCUCUUUAUUUUAUGUGUUUAAGAACAGCGGAGCAGCAGGGAAUUCAAAAACUGAUGAUGGUUUUUGGGGUGAGGGGCUUAAAACAGAACCAGUGAGGACUUGACUCGCUCUGUAGCCUCACAUUGAGCCUCAUGUUGCUGGUUUGUAUUGUAGAUGGUUUUACAUGUGUGUUUGUGGGUUUUCUGCUUCUUUAGAUUCAAUAUUGUUUGUGUUGUCUGUUGAGCAAAUGUGAGAUCACAAUGGCAUGUCGAGUACGCUUGUGACACAGUAGUUUCCCCCUCUUGCUGCCUUUAUGGUUACUCCUCUGACUCCCUUUAAGCCCGUUGUUCCUCACAGGUGUGACUCGGCACUCUACCAACACAGACACUGAAUGAAAUCUUAAUUUUAUUUAACACAAAGCCACGCACAGCCAUCGAUUGUUUAUCAUUUGAGGCCUUACUAUGAGGCAAAGUGCACAAACAGGACUGUUAGAAUACAACGCCACAAAACGGACAAUUUUUAACUUCUCUUGUGUGAAAACCAAACUUUUGAGUGUUUUAUUCCUCUUGCUAUUUAAACGUUCUUUAUUUUUUUUUUUUACUUAAAUUAACAUUCAGCAAUAGCUCAGAGCAGACAGAUUCUAACCACCUCUAAAUCUUUAGACUUCUCAUAUUUACUCAAAGAUCUGACCAACACAGUCGUCAGAUUGUCCUUCAGUGCAAUAAAGUGUUAGCGCAGAGCGAGCAGGGUCAGCGGUGUGUGUUUCCGAUAAGUAUUGGCGUGUUGAGAUAGUUUUAUUUGUGGGUUUUGGUAAGUUAUGUGAACUUGGUUUGAGGAAUGUUCAGUGUUUGACAUUCUGAUGAUCAUGGAGGACUGAUGCAGCAGGUGUGAGGUGGUGAGUGGAUCAGUCGUGAUCUUUGAGAGUGAAGAGAUUACACAAAGUGCCUGAUUUGUUGGCUGGAAAGUUUUUAAUCGUAUGUUGGUUCGGUGCCUCUGUUGAUACAUUUAGUGAAACGGUCUCGUAAUACUUUUGAACUUUAAAUCAUUGCACUGCCCGACACAUGGGGCUAGAUUAGCUGAUUUUGAAGCAUGAAUGCAUGCCAAGUUCAGGUGUUUACUCCUGAUGUUUUCUUCUCUGCCGACCAGAAAUAAUGACCUCCAUAUCCUAUUUAAACUCUAGUUUCCUUCUUAGCAGAAAUAUUCAGUUAGAUGUGCUUUGUUGAGGCGUUAAAUGUUUGAAUUGCACAAGUAAGAAAGCUGAGACUUGCUGCAAGAAUUGCUUUAAAUAUCAGCUUUUGAUUUUAUUGCAAGCUUUUUUGAUGCCUAUUAAUAUGGGUUAUUUUUUAAGUCCAAGUCAAAACUCUUUAGUUUCAUGUUACAAUGUAGGACUACCUUUCCAUCCAAGAAAACCAAAAACAGCUCACGUACUGCAGAACACUAAUGUCCAAAUUAUUUAUUAGACCAAAGUGACUUUUCAGGCUCUAAACUAAACCCUUGCACGCACUACAAGAUUUUGAAUAAGUGAGAGACUCCACAGAUUCAACAGUUUAGUUUUGUUAGCAAUGAGACAACAAGAACUUGAACCAGUCUCAGAACUCCCAAACACAACAUUAGAGUAAAGAAGCUAAUGUUUAGCUAAGCUACCUGCUAUAUCCAUUCUGGUGCCGAUGUCGGUCCAUCUCCUCUCCUGUGGUAUGAUUCACAGUACACCCAGUAUAAACACUUGUGUUGUUGCCACAAACCAGCAAGUUAGUCCUCCAGCCAAUGUCCAACUAGCGUAAUGCUUACUAUUGUUGCUGUGGCUGUAUUUGCUGUGCUUCCUCCUUUGGUCAUCUUGCUUCCUGAUUGGCUAAUGCUCUGUUCCUGUUCAUGCCUGCUUAGCUGUCCACAUGGUUCUCCCUCACAUUAGGAUUUCUGAUCAUAGAUAUUAGAUAUUAACAAUCUCCAGUCUGAGUGGCUCUGAUAGUCUUCUGAGCUGGUCAGAGAAGGUGAAAUCACUCAUACCACUGAAAAAUCUGGCAAGAUCAUCAGGCCUUUUAUUGAUUUAGGUCAGAAGGGGGGAAUUUGUCCCAAAAUCAACACGGUUAUCCUCAAGUGUGUAACCACGUCCCAAGAGCAGCUGCCCUCCAAACAUCACUUUGGUGCAGUAAAUGAUAUGGACAUUGAAACUAGGGGUUGCUGAUAAUAAUUUUUCUGGGCUAAUGUUGAUUAUUUAUAGCUUAAGAGACCAAUAACCAAUAUUUGGAACUGUUCUUCAUUUAUCAUGAUAAACUAAAUGUACUUAAUGUGACAAACAUUAGAUUGCAUGAUCUGAUAAUGAAGCACUAGCUCUGUUGACAUAAGAAACGGCAGGAAAACAGGAAGUGGUGCCAUACGCUCACUGUGUCAGUGGCAACCAAGCCUCAGUGUUGAUUGGCUAGUCCUUGUGUUGUGGACUGAUAAUCAGUCGACCUUUAAUUGGAGCCCUGCAGUUUGCAAGCUGUUUUUUGUUUUUUCCAUGUUCUCUUUGACUCAAAACCUGCCCACUUUGGUUUGGAUUCAUCUUCCUUUAUAACCAUCUGCAUAAAACCAGGAGACUCUUUAUCCUUAGUGAUGUUUUUCUUUCAAAAUUAGACUAACUUCAUGGAUUAAUUGACAUUUUAAAAAGGGGGUUGCAGCCCUGCUUACUGUGUUUAAGAAAUGCGAUCAUGAUUUUCCUCUUCAUCACAGAAUAAGUUUGCGGCCAGAGCUGAAAAACAAGCAUGAUGGAAGAUUGGGCUGUGUCACAAAACAAUGCUAGAGGACAAAGUUAUCAUCUUGGGCUAUUUUUCAUAUUGAAAAUAUUUUUAAGCAGAUUUUUUACCCUAUUAUUUAUCAGCCCAAGUAUAAAUCUGCUUCUACAGCAAUUUUUAAGAAAACACAUCAUCACAGGAGAAUAUUUUUUGCAUCUCUGUGACUUAUUACAAGUUAUUACCCAAUAAUCAUGAGUUUAAUGACGUAAAAUGUCCUAAUUUCAACAGCUUCCACGGCUGGAUAUAUUUCACCACACUUCCCAGAGGGUGCUGUGUGUCAUGGCCUUGCAGUAACAGUGUAAUACUGGCGAAACCUUCAGGUUUCACCACUCGGACCAAACCAACGUGCCUGGUUGAGGGAGGGGGGGGGCUAGGGGGGAUAUGGGUGAGGGUUUGGACCGCUUUUACAGCAUGGUGUUGAACGGCUCUGCUGGCCAUGCUAGCUACACGUCACUGAACCAAACCGAAGCUGCUAUAAGAGAACACCUUUAAGAGGCCAUCAGAUACAUAUAGGCUUUAUUAUAUGAAUAUAGAGAGAUGAGGAGGAUAUGGUAUUUUACUGCACUUAAAAAGAUGCAUGUUUUUAUGGUUGUGCUUGAUUCUUUUGCCUCUAGGUGAAGCAUUUUAAGUAUGAGAUCACACCAGAUUGUCCCCAUGUGUUAUAUUGAUGUCAGCUGUUUCUUAACGUCGGACAUUACCAGCAUUUGAUUUUACUUGAAAGAGAAAUUAGGUGUGGGCAUGUUUAUUGUUGGAUCUGCUUGAUUUUGAGAGUCUAUAUAAUUAGCCUUAUAACGAGAACCCUUUCUGCGCUCAUGAUGCCACGUGCGGUAUAUCGACCUCUGGAGCCUGUCCGCGGCAGGACUCUGUCUUAUCAGAUGCCUUUAUUUCCUCAAAAUAAACACAUUUUUAAGUCUGAAUCGAGAUAUAUUUAUAUGUGAAGAUGUUAAUGUAACGCACACACCACUUAUUUUUUCUAACACAGCCCUAUUUGAAGCAGAGGCGUGCUAGCUGUAGUGAAAUAUGGCGUUUAAUAAUCGUCUGUGAGAUUUUGUUGUUUCCAAAUUUAAUAAUGCAAUAGGUUUACUUACUUGUGUGUUUGCUGGUUGACCCGCUAAUAUGUGGAGACUGUUAGAGGUUGUUUUUAGUCAUGUAGGAGAUCCGAUGGACCCUCAACCCUCCUCUCCUGAAAACCUGUGAAACCUUCCCUCUUACUGUUGUUUUAUCAUCUCAAAAUCUUGUCAAAGGCUUUUUUAUUUUGAAGGGGUUUACAACAUUUCUUAGCUGCAAACUGAAUCAAAGUUAGAUUUUUUUAUUAUUUAAUUUAGCAUAUUCAUGAGAGGAGGAGGGUUGAAAGUUCAUCCUCGGACUGAUUCGUCCGUUAACAGACUGUGCCUUUCCUGAUGGUGCUGAAAAUAAAAAAAAAACAAGUAAAUCAAAGAAAUCUUAACUUUCAGAAAGGCCGCAGAGGCCCAGAGUCUACAUUGAUAAGUAUAUAUUGAUACAUGACAAUACUGUAAGAUGUGAUUGUGUGAGUGUUUGAUGUACUGCGUGUGAGUGUGGAUACCUCUGACAAAUGCCAAGAACACAAAAAUAUGCAGACCUGAUCAGUGUGGAGCUGACCGGACCAAAAGGCCUGUGGGGAUCUGUUUCAGAGGACGGGCACUUCUCAGCACAACCCAAAAAUGAACCUUUUGGAAAACGGAUAAAAACUAGGGAAACCUUCACGACCCCAAGUAGCUCUUUGUAGACAUUAUGUAGCAUUAUUUAUUCACUGUCUCUACAGGGAGGAUGUCAUACUCUCACUGCCUGUAGACAUAUUUCCCUCCUUUUAUUGAGUUUUCAUCUUCAAUUGGAUGGCAAUAAUGAAGUUUCUCUGUAUUCAUGUCUUUAAAUCUGACCUGUUAAUUUAAGUUUAUUUUAAUGUGAAAAUGUUGUGUUUACAGAUCUUAGACAGUUCCUUGGUUUGAUUGCUCAUCUACAAGUGCCCGUCUCUCGUGUUAAAGGAUUCCCCACGUUAAUAAAUCUUUGAACCUCUGUGGUCGGCUGCAUAUCAGAUUUACAAACGAGACAAAUGAUGUUCGGGUUUCACAGUAUAUUCAUGUGCUUUGAUUUUGUUGCCUGAUUUAUGAAACGGUGUCACUUUUAGAAGUAAAAACUGUACAUCAAGACCUUUGUCUUAACACUCAUCUGAUCCCGGUCCUAAGUUGAGCCUUUUUAUUUGGAUGUCAUAUUUAAUUUUUUUUUGGA
Cheilinus undulatus (humphead wrasse) is the source of this 8349-nucleotide messenger RNA. RefSeq names its product argonaute RISC catalytic component 3b (gene ago3b). Gene Ontology annotation, biological process: regulation of stem cell proliferation; regulatory ncRNA-mediated gene silencing. NCBI's taxonomy places the organism in Eukaryota, Metazoa, Chordata, Actinopteri, Labriformes, Labridae. Gene Ontology annotation, molecular function: RNA binding; protein binding. The coding region runs from base 403 to 3039 and encodes 878 amino acids. The record is from RefSeq and is a predicted model, not a curated record. The transcript has 20 exons.